AACGGAGGGGGCGGCAGCGGCAACUGCAACCCCGGCCUGGUCACCGCCAACAGCAGCAGCAGCAACAGCAGCAGCAGCAGCAGCAGCAACACUGGCAGCGGCGGCGGCGGCACCUCCAACCCCAGCCUCAACGUGAGCACCGCCAGCUGCGGCAGCAGCAGCAGCAGCAGUAGCAGCAGUAGCAGUAGCAGCAGCAGCAGCAGCAGUAGCAGCAGCAGCAGCAGCAGCAGCUGCGGCAACCUCCCGGGGAAACCAGUGUACUCGACCCCUUCCCCAGUGGAGAAUACCCCCCAGAAUAAUGAGUGCAAAAUGGUGGAUCUGAGGGGGGCCAAAGUGGCUUCCUUCACUGUGGAGGGCUGCGAGCUUAUCUGCCUGCCCCAGGCUUUUGACCUGUUCCUAAAGCACUUGGUUGGGGGCUUGCACACUGUCUAUACCAAACUGAAGCGGUUGGAGAUCACUCCGGUGGUGUGCAAUGUGGAACAGGUUCGCAUCCUGAGGGGACUAGGGGCUAUCCAGCCCGGGGUGAACCGCUGCAAACUCAUCUCCAGAAAGGAUUUCGAGACUCUCUACAAUGACUGCACCAACGCAAGUUCUAGACCUGGAAGGCCUCCUAAGAGAACUCAAAGUGUCACCUCUCCAGAGAAUUCUCAUAUCAUGCCACAUUCUGUCCCUGGCCUAAUGUCUCCUGGAAUCAUACCACCAACAGGUCUGACAGCAGCAGCUGCAGCGGCUGCUGCAGCUACAAAUGCAGCCAUAGCAGAGGCAAUGAAGGUGAAAAAAAUCAAAUUAGAAGCUAUGACCAACUACCAUGCCAGUAAUAACCAGCAUGGAGCAGAUUCGGAGAAUGGAGAUCUGAAUUCAAGUGUUGGCAGCAGUGAUGGUUCUUGGGAUAAGGAAAAACUUCAGUCUCCCCCCACCCAAGGAUCUCAGGCCUCUGUUAACCACCCCAGCUUGCCUGGACAGCAUAACCUUCCAGUUAGUCAUCCUCUCAACCCUCUUCAGCAGAACCACCUUCUGCCAAAUGGACUGGAACUUCCUUUUAUGAUGAUGCCCCAUCCUCUAAUUCCUGUCAGCCUACCUCCAGCAUCUGUCACCAUGGCAAUGAGCCAGAUGAACCAUCUUAGCACCAUUGCAAAUAUGGCGGCAGCAGCACAAGUUCAGAGCCCACCGUCAAGAGUUGAGACAUCUGUUAUUAAGGAACGUGUUCCAGACAGUCCUUCACCAGCCCCCUCCCUUGAAGAGGGUCGAAGACCUGGCAGUCAUCCAUCAUCUCACCGAAGCAGCAGCGUAUCUAGCUCCCCUGCACGGACCGAGAGUUCUUCUGAUAGAAUCCCAGCUGUCCAUCAGAAUGGGCUAUCCAUGAACCAGAUGCUGAUGGGUUUGUCACCAAAUGUAUUACCUGGUCCAAAAGAGGGUGAUCUGGCUGGCCAUGAUCUUGGACAUGAAUCCAAAAGGAUACACAUUGAAAAAGAUGAGACCCCGCUCUCCACACCAACCACAAGAGACAGCCUUGACAAACUUUCUCUUACUGGGCAUGGGCAACCGCUACCUCCAGGUUUUCCAUCUCCUUUUCUAUUCCCUGAUGGAUUGUCCUCCAUCGAGACCCUUCUGACUAACAUCCAGGGGCUCUUGAAGGUCGCCAUAGAUAAUGCCAGAGCUCAAGAGAAACAAGUCCAACUGGAAAAAACAGAGCUGAAGAUGGAUUUCUUAAGGGAACGAGAACUAAGAGAAACUCUUGAAAAGCAGCUGGCUAUGGAACAGAAGAAUAGAGCAAUAGUUCAAAAGCGGCUAAAGAAGGAGAAAAAGGCAAAGAGGAAAUUGCAGGAAGCGCUUGAAUUUGAGACUAAACGGCGAGAACAAGCAGAACAGACCCUAAAACAGGCAGCAUCCACUGAUAGUCUCAGGGUCUUAAAUGACUCUCUGACCCCAGAGAUAGAAGCUGACCGCAGCGGGGGCAGAACAGAUGCUGAAAGGACAAUACAAGAGGGGAAAAUAUAUUUGAGGAAAUCAGGGAAGAUAAAAUAAGAAGAGCCAUCUAAGAUGAGUCUUAAAGAAAGAUAAGAAUUCUGAAAAAUGAAUAUGGUAAGGAAUAUAUUCAAAGAAUUGAGUAAUGGCUUAUAUAAAUCAAUAGAUGGGUUAGAUGUCUUAUUGAAUUGAC
This is a messenger RNA of Gracilinanus agilis (Agile Gracile Mouse Opossum), 2158 nucleotides long. RefSeq names its product dachshund family transcription factor 1 (gene DACH1). The annotation marks the transcript as partial. The record is from RefSeq and is a predicted model, not a curated record. Lineage: Eukaryota; Metazoa; Chordata; Mammalia; Didelphimorphia; Didelphidae. The transcript has 12 exons.